Molecule: messenger RNA, 1490 nt
Organism: Ziziphus jujuba (common jujube)
Lineage: Eukaryota; Viridiplantae; Streptophyta; Magnoliopsida; Rosales; Rhamnaceae
Product: very-long-chain 3-oxoacyl-CoA reductase 1
Exons: 3
Coding region: 256-1293 (345 amino acids)
Cellular component (GO): endoplasmic reticulum
Molecular function (GO): ketoreductase activity
Source: RefSeq, a predicted model, not a curated record
UUACGCUAAAGUUUUUCUAUUGCCACACUUCCCAUGUACAACUAGUUAAUUAAUUUUUUGGUAAAGCGCAACUAAUUGAUUAAUCUUUUACUAUUGCUCAGCCAUUUAUAUGGUUUGGUUGUUACCGAAGUCCAACUGUUCUCUCUACCAGAUGGUGGAUCCAACCAAGUAGUGUGAAAGAGGUAAGUAUUAAUCUAUGCCCAUUGUUUGCUGCUAAUUUCUAGGUAUGUUUCUGCAGAAUUUCUUACUGAUUAUAUGGAACUCUCAUUUGGUUGCAUUUUAUCAUCUAAAACCAACUUAAAAUGCGGAAGAAAAGUUUAUACGUUUUCUAUGGCCGCCAUGGAAUUCGAAAACUUAUUCAUAAUUACUACAGUAAGCGCUAUAGGUUUCAUCUCUGUUUUCAAAUCCUUCAUCAAUUUCCUGAGAUGGGUAUGGGUCAUGUUCUUGAGACCUUCAAAGAAUCUCAAAGAAUAUGGUUCAUGGGCUUUAAUCACAGGUUCAACUGAUGGGAUUGGCAAAGCUCUAGCCUUUGAUCUUGCAUCAAGGGGUCUUAAUUUAGUGUUGGUUGGUAGAAACCCUUUGAAACUUGAAUCCACCUCGAGUGAAAUACAUGAAAAGUAUGGUGGGAAAGUUGGGAUCAAGAAAAUUGUCAUUGAUUUGGCCAAAUCUAGUGGAAAGGAGAUUGCCCAAGUCAUUGAGGAAGAAAUAAAGGGAUUAGAUGUUGGGAUUUUGAUUAACAAUGCUGGUGUGGCUUACCCUUAUGCAAAAUUCUUUCAUGAGAUUGAUUCGGAGCUUGCGGAGAGCAUUACUAAAGUGAACAUAGAGGCAGCUACUUGGAUCACUUGGUCUGUGCUUCCUGGUAUGCUGAAGAAGAAGAAAGGAGCAAUUGUCAAUAUUGGCUCAGCUUCCACUGUUGUUACCCCAUCUUAUCCAUUAUACACCAUUUACGCUGCAUCCAAAGCGUACCUCGCAAUGUUUUCAAGAUGCAUAAGUUUGGAAUACAAGCAACAGGGAAUUGAUGUUCAGUGUCAGAUUCCAAUAUUUGUGGCCACAAAGAUGACAAAGUUGAAAGCAACUUCAUUCUUCAUAUUAUCACCAGAGAUAUAUGGCAAAGCAAGCAUAAAAAGUAUUGGUUAUGAACAUUUCUGUUUGCCCUGCUGGUCUCAUUCUGUGCAGUGGUUCUUGUUACGUUUAUUGCCAGAUGCAUUGCUGAAUUGGUACGUUUUUCGAUAUUUUCUGGGGAUGCGCAAGAGAGGUCUGAAGAAGGACUCCAAGAAUCAAAAGUUGAAGUAGCAGACAAAAUCUAUUUCUGGCAGUGUUAUGUAGCAGCUUGAAGAAAACUCCUAAUUUACGUUUAUAAUUACUAAGUGAUAUAUAUUGAUCAAACUUAAUUAGUGAUAUAUAUUGACCAAACUUGAUUAUCUGGUUUAGUGCCUGAGAACAUUGUCAGUGCAUUUCAUGUGUUUGAUACCAAACUCUCUCUCUCUCUC